UCAGUGGUCACUGUCAAGUGUCAAGUACCAAAUCAAAACAAAACAGUGUGUUUCCAUACUAUCGAUAAAUAAUUAUUGUAAAUAUUAGUUUCUCAAGUUAAAUACAUUUAUCUAGUAAAAAAAUAUAUCAUGAUCGACACUACUGAAGCCGGUGAUAGUAAAAUAACAGAAGAACAGGCCGCUGCAGCAACACUACGAGAAUUAUUUCUGAAAGCAAUCGGGGAACUUAAUGGCAAACCCUGCAGUAUACUGACAUAUGAGAAGACAACACUGAAUGCUGUAUUUGCUGCGUGGCAUCCAGAUGGUUCAGAGAUCAUCGUCCGCAACCUACAGACUCCUGCCUGCUUCACAAUGUCCACAGCCCUACUCCGAACUCCAGAUAUAUUAGCUAUUAAGUUUGAUCAACCUGUUGAAUUACCUUAAUCUCUAACUUUUUUUUUCUCUGUGUUCAUUUGCGAUCUGUCACCGACCAUGAGCAAAUUUGUUAAGCGCGUUGUAGACGACAACCUACAAUGCGCUUAAUCUCUAAAUGUAACUCAUAAAUUAUGAAUUCAAUAUACAUAACUCUAUGUAUGACAUUAUCUUGUACAAUUGAGUUGUAUCUAAGACUAUUGGUUAAUUAAAUUGAUUGCUGACUUCAA
Spodoptera frugiperda (fall armyworm) is the source of this 641-nucleotide messenger RNA. RefSeq lists its product as uncharacterized. Gene Ontology annotation, cellular component: SMN-Sm protein complex. The coding region runs from base 130 to 423 and encodes 97 amino acids. Gene Ontology annotation, biological process: spliceosomal snRNP assembly. The record is from RefSeq and is a predicted model, not a curated record. Lineage: Eukaryota; Metazoa; Arthropoda; Insecta; Lepidoptera; Noctuidae. The transcript is spliced from 2 exons.